Molecule: messenger RNA, 2028 nt
Organism: Helianthus annuus (common sunflower)
Lineage: Eukaryota; Viridiplantae; Streptophyta; Magnoliopsida; Asterales; Asteraceae
Product: dol-P-Glc:Glc(2)Man(9)GlcNAc(2)-PP-Dol alpha-1,2-glucosyltransferase
Exons: 9
Coding region: 256-1728 (490 amino acids)
Biological process (GO): dolichol-linked oligosaccharide biosynthetic process; protein N-linked glycosylation
Cellular component (GO): endoplasmic reticulum
Molecular function (GO): dolichyl pyrophosphate Glc2Man9GlcNAc2 alpha-1,2-glucosyltransferase activity
Source: RefSeq, a predicted model, not a curated record
GUCGUCCUCUUGUCUAUCUCCCCUGUUCUGUUGGCUCCUCCAUCUUCUAAACCUAAAAAAACAAACAUCAUUCUACGAUUCAGCAGCAGCAGGUAGGGAAGGUAAGGUUCAAUCAGCAGGUAAGCUUCGAUUCAGCAACUUCGAUUAGCCUGCGAAUUGGAUCGGACGAACCAAAACGAAAAUCGUGCCAUUGACCUGUAUGUGUUUUUCUCAUGAAGUCUGCUCGUUUUCAUAUUGAUUUUUUGAAGUGAGAAAAUGGGUAGACUUACAGUUGCUUUGAUUGUUAGCUCUUGGGCCGUACCAAUGUCCAUUCUUGUCAAUCACAUUGUUCCUGAACCAUACAUGGAUGAGAUCUUUCAUGUUCCUCAGGCUCAGCAGUAUUGCCUAGGCAAUUUUAAAACUUGGGAUCCUAUGAUAACCACCCCUCCUGGACUCUACUUCCUUUCACUACCCGCAACAUAUUUUAUCAAGGCCUGCUCAAUAGCAGUUCUUCGAUCUACCAAUGGUUUUCUGGCUGUAAUUUGCAGCGUUUUGGUUCAUGAUAUAAUUAAACUUUUGAAGCCGUCCCUUGAUGACAGAAAAGCAACUUUCUACUCUGUUAUUUUAGCCUUAUACCCCCUUCACUGGUUCUUCACUUUUCUUUACUAUACAGAUGUUGCGUCACUUACCCUAGUUCUUGCCAUGUAUCUUAUGUGUCUCAAGAAGAACUACAUUUGCACUGCGUUGCUUGGAGCUGUUGCAGUAGUUGUUCGUCAAACAAAUAUUAUUUGGGUGCUAUUCGUUGCAUGUACUGGAGUUCUAGAUUAUGUUCAAGUUAAACAGAAGCAUAAGGAUAAUAUGUUAUCAGAGCGUAAAAAUAACCAGUUUGUUUCAAGUAAAGGCGUUAAUAGCAGUUCAAACCUAAAAAAGCGAAGAUCAGGUAAUGCUAUACAUACUGCCAGUCAUGAAACGAGCCUGGCCUCUCUUCCUGACCGUUCAUCAGGUUUGUUUAGUGAGAUUCAGAGCAUCAUUUUAGUGUCAUGGCAUCUAAAGUGGGAGCUUCUCGUCUCUUUUGGUCCCUUCCUUGCGUUAUUGUUGGCUUUCGCUGCAUUUGUUGUUUGGAACGGCAGUAUAGUUCUUGGGGCUAAAGAAGCUCACACAGUUUCUCCACACUUUGCUCAGUUAUUCUACUACAGUUUGGUCUCAUGUUGUUUUAUGGCUCCCGUGCACUUUAGUAAAAGUCAAGCUGCAAGUUUGACUCGAUCAUUCUUGAAGAAUAGACCCCUUAAUCUUUUAUUGUGGCUUUUGGUUACCGUAGUUAGCUUUUAUUUGGUCCACAAUUUCAGCAUCGCGCACCCGUAUCUACUUGCUGAUAAUCGUCAUUAUCCAUUUUAUCUAUGGCGAAAGAUUAUAAAUGCUCAUUGGUCAACAAGAUACCUGCUAGUUCCGUUAUAUGUUUACUCGUGGGCUUCCAUCCUUAAUAUAUUAGCUAAAGUUCAGAAGAAAGUGUGGGUUUUAGCUUAUUUUCUAGCUUCAGCUGCUGUUCUUAUUCCUACACCCCUGAUAGAAUUCAGAUACUACACAAUCCCGUUCUUUUUCCUAAUUAUUCAUUGUCAUAUCACAAAUGACCGAGUGUGGUUCCUCAUGGGAUUCUUAUAUACAUCCAUUAAUAUCUUCACAAUGGUAAUGUUCUUAUUUCGGCCCUUUCAUUGGAACCACGAACCUGGUAUUCAGAGGUUUAUAUGGUAGAAAGAUCGUUGUUCUUCUUCUAAAAAUGAGGUAUAUCUGCAUUUUUCCUAAUUUUUUACAUCAAGUCGUGUACCCAAUUUUUGGCACUGUAAAUAUUCUAUGACCAUUUGUAGGGAUGUUAGAACGUUUCAAGAUAUUAGUGAUCUAGUCUUAAGCUUUGUUUUAAAGGCACGAGACUGGUUCAAAAACUGGUCAAAGUUAAGGUAUUUAGGAGGUUGGUAUGUAAACCCAACGAACGGGAUGAAGAAAUUUUACAUAAUAGCCUUUCAAGAAGGAAGAAAUAUUAGCGAAGUUUGUUUC